Messenger RNA from Eublepharis macularius, 4893 nucleotides. RefSeq names its product DNA methyltransferase 3 beta (gene DNMT3B). Lineage: Eukaryota; Metazoa; Chordata; Lepidosauria; Squamata; Eublepharidae. Gene Ontology annotation, cellular component: nucleus. Gene Ontology annotation, biological process: negative regulation of transcription by RNA polymerase II. The transcript has 21 exons. The coding region runs from base 53 to 2443 and encodes 796 amino acids. Gene Ontology annotation, molecular function: DNA binding; DNA (cytosine-5-)-methyltransferase activity, acting on CpG substrates. The record is from RefSeq and is a predicted model, not a curated record.
GCACGCCUGCCGGGCUGGGCGGGCGGAGCGGCGGCGCCGCGGAGAGGUUAACAUGAAAAGGGAAAAACGCAUCCAUGAGGCGGUGGAGAAUGGCGAAGAGCUGGCCGUGGUCAACGGGAUUUGCACUGAUCCGGCUGAGGACAAAAGGCAGGCCGUUUCAGAAGGCGCGAGGAAUCAUGCAGACAACACCGGACCUCAAAACGUUUCAGGCAAGUCCAAAGGGCUGCCGAAGAGGGAGGCCUCCAAGGAAGCUGCCUCCUUGCCCCCGGGCGCCAAGGAAGGGCAAGAGGUACGAACCCGUGGAACUGCCGGCUGGGAGAACAGCUUGCGGCAGAGGCCUCCUCCCCGGAUAGUCUUCCAGGCAGGACCAGCCUCACAGGAGAAGAAGCCCAAAGACGAUGUGGAGAGCGUGGAAGGCUUUAAGGAACGACACAAAAUUCGGUAUUCCAGGAGGCUGUCUGCGGCCCCCAAGAUUGACUUUGCGGAGGACAGUCUCUUAGAAUUUGACCAGAGUGACAGCAGCGGAGGCCCUGGCGUCCCCAAUGGAUGUUCUCCGCUGUACACAGGAGUGCUGAGAAGCGUCGAGGAAUACCAGGACGGAAAGAAUUUUAGAAUCGGGGAACUCGUUUGGGGCAAGAUCAAAGGUUUCUCUUGGUGGCCCGCCAUCGUGGUGUCUUGGAAAGCCACGUCCAAACGACAGGCUGCUCCCGGCAUGCGCUGGGUGAAAUGGUUUGGUGAUGGAAAGUUUUCAGAGGUCUCGGCAGACAAGCUGGUUGGAUUGGUGGCAUUCCAGGAGCAUUUCAACAGCACCACCUUCCAUAAGCUCGUGUCCUACCGGCAAGCCAUCCUUCACGUUUUGGAGGUGGCAAGCAGCCGAGUUGGCAAGACUUUCUCGAGUGCUGCAGGAGAUUCACUGGAAGAGAAGCUGAAACCCAUGGUGGACUGGGCCAUCAAUGGCUUCAAACCCACUGGAGGGAAAGGGCUGAAGCCCCCCAAGUCCUCAGAGAACAGGGCCCUCCGCCGGAGCAGCGUGGAAGAGGCCGCCCCCCCUGAGCCUGCGCCCCCCACCAAACGGCUCAAGACCACCGUCUGCAACGGCAACAAGGAGCAAGGGGCGGAGCAGCAGAGCCGAGAACGGAUGGUCUCCGAAGUGAAGAACCGCAACAAGAGUUUGGAAGAUAGCUGCUUAUCGUGCGGGAGGAAAAACGCGGUGACGUUUCACCCAUUGUUUGAAGGGGGUCUCUGCAGGACCUGCCAGGAUCGGUUCCUGGAGCUUUUCUACAUGUAUGACGAAGACGGGUACCAGACCUACUGUGCCAUCUGCUGCGAGGGGAGCGAGCUCUUGCUCUGCGGCAACACCAGUUGCUUCAGGUGCUUCUGCGUGGACUGCUUGGAUGCCCUGGUGGGGCCGGGCGCCGCUGCCGCAGCCAAGGAACAGGAGCCCUGGAGCUGCUACAUGUGCCAGCCCCAGAAGCGCUACGGCAUCCUGCAGCGACGGCAUGACUGGAACACUCGCCUGAAUGAGUUCUUCACCAGCGACCAGGAGCAGGAAUAUGAAAUGCCCAAAAUCUACCCAGCCAUCCCAGCGGCAAAGAGAAGGCCAAUCAGAGUGCUCUCUCUAUUCGACGGCAUUGCAACCGGUUAUCUCGUGCUGCGGGAUCUAGGCAUUCAAGUGGAGAAAUACAUUGCCUCUGAGAUCUGCGAAGACUCCAUAGCUGUGGGGACCGUGCGGCACGAAGGGAACAUCAAAUACGUGCAUGAUGUCAGGAACAUAACCAAGAGGAAUAUCGACGAGUGGGGUCCGUUUGACUUGCUGAUUGGUGGGAGUCCUUGCAAUGACCUGUCUAUUGUGAAUCCUGCUCGGAAGGGAUUGUAUGAGGGGACCGGGCGACUGUUCUUUGAAUUCUAUCAUCUUCUCAAUUACGCACGGCCCAAAGCUGGGGAGGACCGCCCCUUCUUCUGGAUGUUCGAGAAUGUGGUGGCGAUGCGUGUGAAUGACAAGAGAGACAUCUCUCGUUUCUUGGAGUGCAACCCAAUUAUGAUAGAUGCCAUCAAAGUCUCGGCUGCUCACAGAGCAAGGUAUUUCUGGGGCAACUUGCCUGGCAUGAACCGGCCACUGGUAGCUUCCAAGAAUGAUAAACUUGAACUUCAGGACUGCUUAGAGUACAGCAGGACAGCAAAGUUGAAAAAAGUCCAAACCAUUACCACAAAGUCCAAUUCAAUCCGGCAGGGAAAAGCCCAGGCGCUUCCGGUGCGCAUGAACGGCAAGGACGACGAUUUGUGGUGUUCUGAAUUGGAACGGAUUUUUGGCUUCCCUCUUCACUACACAGAUUUGCACAACAUGGGCCGUGGAGCUCGCCAGAAGCUGCUUGGCAGGUCGUGGAGUGUCCCUGUCAUCCGUCACCUCUUUGCCCCACUCAAGGAUUAUUUUGCCUGCGACUAGGCAGCCCGGGGGGGCAACUCAGGCCUCCCCUGGUAAAGCUGCUUGUGGGGGGGGGGUAGAAGAGAACAAGGCAGCAAUUCUACCUUCCUUCAAGGCACGUCCCCACCCCCCACGGGCCCUGGAAGGGAUGGCCUCUAUGGAGACUUGACGGGAAGCUUCCUUUGAACCGACUGUGACUUUCUGCUCAGCAAUAACGCAGAACUCUGGAUGCUUGUGGGAGCCUCAAACCUCAUUAAUCGGAAAGAUUAAUGCAAAGCGGCACAGGUUGGUUUUCUGGUGGGCUGCAAAUGAGAACCCAAACUUGAAAGAGGGAGGUGCCAAAGAAUCUCCCCAUCUUUGCCUUUGAGCCGUCUGCCACGUGGUGCUUCGUACGCUUUACGCACGGGAACAAUCAGGAGGCGAGGAGAAACGCCUCUCUUUUUUUUUUGAAUACUUUUUUUUUUAUAAAACAAAAACAUUUUUUUUAAAAAGAAAAGAAUGACACUUGGGCUGCUGCUGUACAGCAUUGGAUGAAAAAAGUGAGACUUCCUAGAAAGGAAUUUCGUAGAAAGGGAACUGUUAAAGGGAAAGAAGACAAAAACAACCUUCAGGUGCAUCCAGGUAUAUUUUUAAACGACGCUCCUCUGUUGGCACAACAAAUGUGUUUUGAAUGCAGAGUGUGAUUUUUAGAGGGAGUGAAAAUGUGAUCCUUGAUCCCCCCCGGGAUCUUUCUUCCAUAUACAUAUUGCUGAAUUGAGCAGAAGCCAUGCGAAAAUGCCUCUGAAGUUUUGCACGAGUUCUGUUCUUCCCAGAGGACCUUGUGCAGAGACAUUCCAGGGACGGGAGUUGCGCUCCCGGCCUUCGGGUCAAGCAAAGGGAAAGGGUCCCUUCCCGUCUGCCAAAAAGAAAUUCUACUGAUGUUCACGUCUACCUUGGUGAGAAAGGAUCUGUUUUCCCCAGUGCUGAUAGUCCGGUCCCCUUGCCAGAAGAAGAACAACUGGAAAAGUGUCUUUGUAACUGCUUUGCCGCAAAGGGUUUUACUACAGAGGGACGCUGGCUUUGAGCCCUCCUGAUGCUGCUGUUUACAUCCUUAAUAUUAGCCAGAUUUUCAACCAAUAUUGUUUUCUGCCACUGACUUCGUUAUGAAAAGGAGGAGACUCAUGAAAAUAGGAUCUCUCUGCCGGGGAAUAAAGGAAAACCCCUUGUUCUUGUCGGUUGAGUAAGACCGUCCCUUUCUGAUUGGCUCAUCUUUCUCUGCUUGAUGAAUAUCCACAAGGCAACGUUUUUCUACAGGGGUCUGCACAAAAGACCUGGGGGUGGGUGGGUCCUAGGCCGUGCCUUUCUCUAUACAGUACAUUCACUGGAUCCGUUCCUUUCUCUCCUGGUGCUGUGCCACGUGUCGAGAAAAAGGGAUUUCUCCCACUCACGUCAACCUACUGCCUCAACCACUGCGGGGGGCUUUCCCUCCCGCCACCCCUGUGCCUUCAGAGAAUGCUCCUUGAGCUGCCCUUGGAAGAAAAAUCCAAGCAAUAAAGACGUCAUGUUCAUAGAGGACACAGCUCAGGGCAAGCCGAGCCGUGCUCAAGCUGCUGGGUUUCAAGUAGACCUGGUUGAAAUGUGAGGCUGGCAAGGGAAAGACCUUCGUGGUGUGCCCAUGCAUGGGUGUGGCAUUUCCUGUGAACGGUGCUGUAACUUGUGCCAAGCAGCUACACUUGCUUAUUUUGCAUGCCGGAGGUCGCAGCCCUUGUGGAUAUUGCGCUGGCACGCUGAUUAAGCCCACGUGGCUAAUUUGCACUGGUUGCAGCACAGUAUAAAUGAGACACGCGCACAAGAAAGUGCUUUGCCCCCAUCGCCCUCACAUUUGAGCCGGACUUUCAGUGGGCCCUGCGUAGGAGAACUUCCCUUAGGCUUGAGCUCGGGUGGGUCAAGAGUUUCUCACUGUCUGUCCAGGUCCGAAGACCGAGCUGUGCUUCAGCUUUGUUCAAUGCAAGCUAGCACACGUUUCCAGAACCAUUCCCCGGUAGUGGACUGGUCCAAUGCUGAGAUUUCAGCUUUGCUCAGGUAUCUCUCCAGCAGGUGUUGCAUUGAAUGGUGAGGUUUUGGCUCUUGGCUGAAGUUCUUCUGCCCUGCCACGGGCUCUCCACGGAGAGCAGCAGCCCCCAUUCAGAGAAAGAGACAGGAGUGGAGGGAUGUGGGUCAGUAGUGACUGGAGCCCGCAGCCAUUCUUGUCCUGCCUGGUGCUUGACUCAGGGGUCCCCUCCCCCAUUGGCAUCACCCCUGCAGUUCUCCAACAGCUGUCUCUAGAGGAGUCCAACUGAGUUCACUGGUCCUACUCCAGAGGAAGGCAUUUUGAGGAACACUCUUAAGAGCCUUGGGGACAAGAUGGAGAUUUUCUCUCUCUCUUGGAAUCACUGCUAGCAAUCUAGAGUAGCAUUAGUCUGGGAAAUAGUAAAGAGUCUAGUAGCACCUUU